AUGACAACAUCCCUUAUGACAACUGCUGCUCCUACAACAACAACUGUAGCUCCUACGGCCACAACAACUGCAGCAGUUCCUACAACCACAACUGACGCUUCUUCUACAACAACUAUAGCAACUACAACAACCACAACAAUCUCCCCUUCAACAACUGUUGCUCCUACUACAACAACAGUAGCUCCUACAACGCCAAUCACAACUGAAGUUCCUACUACCAUUUUAACUCCUACGACAACCACAACUGUAGCACCUACAGCAACCACAACAACAACUGUAGAAACUCUGACUACCACAACAACAUCCCCUACGACAACUGCCGCUCCUACUACAUCUACCUUAGCUCCUACGGCCACUACAACUGCAGCAGCUCCAACAACAACUGAAGCUGCUUCCUCAACCACUACAGCAGCCCCCACUGCAACCAGAAAUGAAGAUUCUUCUACAAUAACCACAACAACCUCCCCUACGACAACUGCAGCUCCUACUACAACAACUGUAGCUCCAACAAUGCCAAUCACAACUGCAGGUCCUACUACCAUUUUAACUCCUACAGCAACCACAACAGCAGCUAGUACAACAACUGUAGCCGCUACAACCACUGAAACUGCAGCAGCUCCGACAACAGCAACUGUAGCUGCUUCCUCAACUACUACAGCAUCCCCUACUGUAACCAGAAAUGAAGAUCCUUCUACAAUAACCAUGACAACAUCCCUUACGACAACUGCAGCUCCUACUACAACAACUGUAGCUCCUACGGCCACAACAAUUGCAGCAGUUCCUACAACCACAACUGACGCUUCUUCUACAACAACUAUAGCACCUACGACAACCACAACAAUCUCCCCUUCAACAACUGUUGCUCCUACUACAACAACAGUAGCUCCUACAACCCCCUACUGCAACCACAACAACAGCUCCUACUACAGCUGUAUCACCUACAACCACAACAGCCGCUACUACAAUACCUGUAGGUCCUACAACCACGACAGCACUUACUACGUCAAUCAUAACUGCAGCUUCUACUUCAACAACUGUUGCUCCCACGACCACAACUGCAGCAGCUCCUAUAACAACAACUGUAGCUGCUUCCAUAAACACAAAAGCAGCAUCAACUACGUCAAUCACAACUGCAGAUUCUACUUCAACAACUGUAGCUCCAAUGACCACUACAACCGCCGAAGCUCCUACAACAAAAACUGUAGCUGCUUCCACAACUACUACUGCAUCCCCUACAGCAACCACAACAGAAGCUCCUUCAACAACAACUGUAGUACCAAUGACUUUAAGAACAACAGUCCCAACGACAACUGCAGCUAA
Oncorhynchus masou masou (cherry salmon) is the source of this 1320-nucleotide messenger RNA. RefSeq names its product salivary glue protein Sgs-3-like. NCBI's taxonomy places the organism in Eukaryota, Metazoa, Chordata, Actinopteri, Salmoniformes, Salmonidae. The coding region runs from base 1 to 1320 and encodes 439 amino acids. The transcript has 4 exons. The record is from RefSeq and is a predicted model, not a curated record.